UGAGGUUUGGAGUUUUGAGAGGAAAAAAAAGUGUCGGGAUUCAGGAAAGUUGACCUUCAGGAAUUUGACUGUUAAAAAUGAAAUAAUAACGAUGACAUACUGACAAGAUACUUGCGUUAAUCAUAGCCUCUAUGGUACUUUCAACGCUGUCUUUUAACAUAAACUUAGGUUUUAGGGUAAAAUCAAUGAGUUCUGUUGAUGACUGCAACGUUCCGCCGGUAAAUGUGGCCGUGAAGAAAACUGAUUCUCCUCACCGGCUCCUCGAUGACGUCCAGGCCUUCCUCACUGAUGAAGACCUACUCCACACCUAUGAUGACCUCACUAAAGUCAACCCCGUGACCCCAGCAACAGUGCUGAAAUGCCUGCAGGCCAGGUACAAUGAAAAGGUGUUUUACACCCAUGCAGGCUGCACCUUGGUGGCGCUAAAUCCCUUCCAGCCCAUUCCAGACCUGUACUCUCUAGACGUGAUGAAGGAGUAUCACUGUGCUCCUUGGCCACAGGAAUUCAAGCCCCAUAUCUUUAUCGUGGCAGAAGAGGCCUACAGGAAUGUACAGGGUCAAGUGGAACCGGUGAACCAGUCAUUGGUGGUUAGCGGUGAGAGUGGUGCAGGAAAGACAUGGACAUCCCGUUGCUUGAUGAAAUACUACGCCACCGUGGCGGCCUCGCCAUCGCGGCUUCAGAGCCGGGACACAGUGGAGAGGAUAGAGAGAAGAGUGCUGGACUCCAACCCCAUCAUGGAAGCUUUUGGCAACGCCUGCACGCUACGGAACAACAACAGCAGCCGCUUUGGAAAGUACAUCCAGCUCCAGCUCAACAGGUGUCAACUUCUGGUGGGAGCAUCUGUGCAAACGUAUUUGCUGGAGAAGACUAGAGUGUCCUGCCAACCGGCUAACGAGAGGAACUUCCACAUCUUUUACCAGAUGAUGAAAGGAGCGACACCUGAGCAGAGAACAGAGUGGAAGAUGUCACAUGAUCAACAUUUUGUCUGGCUGCUAAACGCUGAAAAAACCCUGGAGGAAGAUUGUUUUCAUGAGACGGUGGAAGCGAUGGGUCACCUGGGCCUUACUGCAGGGAGGCAGACACACAUAUUUAAGAUUCUUGCAGGGAUUUUGCACUUGGGGAAUGUGGGUUUUUCAGCUUCAGCAGAUGAAUCUCAACCCUGUCACCUGCUGGAACAGUCAAACGAUUUCAUGCGGAGCGCCGCGGAGCUGCUCGGUGUCUCCAUGGAAGAGCUGCAGACCUGUCUGAGAGUGCGGACGCUGAAGGCCGGGAAGCAGAGCGUUCUGAAGCCCUGUUCCCAGGCCGAGUGCAGCGUCAGAAGAAACUGCCUCGCCAAGGUCAUCUACGCACAAUUAUUCAAGUGGCUGGUUCAAUUCAUCAACAGCAGCAUAUGUGCAGAUAGCGCCACCUGGUGCAGUUUCAUAGGAGUUCUAGAUGUGUACGGGUUUGAGAGUUUCCAGUUUAAUAACCUGGAGCAGCUGUGCAUCAACUACACCAACGAGAAACUCCAGCAGCACUUUGUGGCUCAUUAUCUCAGAGCCCAGCAGGAGGAAUAUGUUUCCGAGGGGUUGGAGUGGUCUUUUGUCAAGUACCAGGACAACCAAAGCUGUCUGGAUCUCAUGGAGGGAAACCCGAGUGUGUUUUCUCUUCUGAAUGAGGAGAGUCGUCUAAAUCGGGCUUCUCAUGCCAACACAUUCAGAAUUCGUUUGGAGAAGGAGCUUUCUGCUAAUCCCAACAUAAACUGGGAUAAAUUGAACAAGGAGCCACAUUUCACCGUGGUCCAUUACGCCGGCAAAGUCAACUACCAAAUAGAGGGCAUGGUGGAGAAAAAUAAGGACCCGGUGCCAGUAGAACUCAUCAGCUUGCUCCAGAAGUCUGACAAUCCGCUGCUUCACCACAUCUUUUCCCACAAGGAGACUGAGACCCCAAGAACAACAAAAGGGCUCAGUAAAUUCACUGUGGUCUCCAAAUUCAAGAACUCUCUGGAGAGCUUGAUGAAGAUCCUCCAAACCACAACUCCUCAUUACACUCGCUGCAUGAAACCUAACCAGGACUGCAAGCCGCUGACCUUCAAAAAGGAGGAGGUUUUUAUGCAGUUGGAGGCCUGUGGCAUUGUUGAGACGAUAAAUAUUAGUGCUGCUGGAUUUCCAAUAAGAAUUCCUUUCAGAAACUUCAUGCAACGUUAUGGACUGAUUUCAAAGUUCAAACCAAGGCCUUGUGGUGCUGAUGUGGAGGAUGAUGGCAACAACUUUCUUCAAUCAGAGGUGGAGAAGCUCCUCAAGGUGGCGCUGGAACACCACGAUCUUGGUGUCUCCAACUACCGUGAACCACACACUUCACUGAUCCACUGUGGAAGGACUAAAGUUUUUCUGACCCAGUCGAUGCUCAAGAUUCUGGAGAAUCAGAGGAGGAAAAUUGAAUCCCAGUGUGCCUUCUCCAUUCAGUGCUGCUGGCGGCGGUACCAGUACCGCAGACAUCUUGUCCGGCAAAACUCUGCUACUCUGAUCCAAGCAGUGGUGCGGUCCUGGUUGGUCAGGAGGCAGGUCCACCAAUGGAACAGAGCAGCUGAACUCAUCCAGGCCACCUGGAGGAAGUGGAGAGAGCAGUUAAACUCUGUGGCUGAGGCGGAGCUUGAUGAUGUCAAGGACCUCGCCAGACAGAAUUUGGCGACGGUGACCCCCAUCAUGAGGGAGCGAUGCUCGGUGCAGCUCUCCAUCAUCCAGGAGCCUGUCACGGUGCAAGCAUGGCCCGUAGGCCUGGCUGUGGCCUCGGCCUCGGCCCCGUCCCUCACCGUGUCUCUGACGGCCACGGGCUUCCAGAAGAUCACAUCUCUGAUGGCAACGCUAAAACUGCCCUCCAGACGAGGGGAGUACCAGGUGAAGAUCAACCAGUGCACGCAGGAGAUCGCCUCCAUCAGGGCUCAACCCAUGGGAUCUGUGAAGCUGCACUACCAGCGAUCUCCACUUCUCCAUGCUGAUGUGCUCCCAGAGCUGAAGGGCAAGCUGACAGGGUUCAACCAGAUCCUGCUGGAGAAAACUGUGUGACGUACAUUGAUUCAUUUUGUCAUUUAUCUGGGUCCAGAUCAUGGUGGCAGCAGACCAAGCAGCUCACCCCACACUUCCCUGUCUUUGGCUAAACUCUUCUUGGGGGAUCCUGAGGCAGAAGCAUUUUUUCUACAUUUAUGUAGAAAUGAGAGAUGGGAGUUGCUACUCAAACAGGCUCCAAAGAAUGUGGAUUUGAGGCACUGACGUGAACAUGUGAUUUCACAGACUGCAGCCGUCAUCUGUGUGAACAGAUUCCACAAAAGUAAUAUUUAAGUGUUAAUGUCAAAUCUCUGCUGUUGCCGGGCGGAUUUCCAAAUGCCUCUUCAAGCGCUUCUACACUUGAAAUAAACUGCAGGAAAACUCCUUUCCCAUACAGUACUGUAUUUACUGAUGUGUCUGUUCACACAGGAUUAGUGUAACAUUUCUACAGCUAAUUUUACAGAAGCUAAAAGUUGCUGGAAUCUGACAUGAGCGCACAAUCCCUAAAAAUGACAAAUGGCAUAUUGGGACUGAAAAUGUCUGGUAAUAAUUACAGUGAGGAAAAUAAGUAUUUUAACACCCUGCAGUUUUGCAAGUUCUCCCAAAUUUUCGUCUUGGGUGCAUGUCCACUGUGAGAGACAUAAUCUAAAAAAAAAU
Thalassophryne amazonica is the source of this 3680-nucleotide messenger RNA. RefSeq names its product unconventional myosin-XIX. Lineage: Eukaryota; Metazoa; Chordata; Actinopteri; Batrachoidiformes; Batrachoididae. Gene Ontology annotation, cellular component: cytoplasm; myosin complex; actin cytoskeleton. Gene Ontology annotation, molecular function: microfilament motor activity; ATP binding; actin filament binding. Gene Ontology annotation, biological process: vesicle transport along actin filament; actin filament organization. The record is from RefSeq and is a predicted model, not a curated record. The coding region runs from base 132 to 3044 and encodes 970 amino acids. The transcript has 24 exons.